Messenger RNA from Archocentrus centrarchus (flier cichlid), 6807 nucleotides. Its product is annotated as bifunctional heparan sulfate N-deacetylase/N-sulfotransferase 2-like. Lineage: Eukaryota; Metazoa; Chordata; Actinopteri; Cichliformes; Cichlidae. The coding region runs from base 944 to 3664 and encodes 906 amino acids. Gene Ontology annotation, cellular component: Golgi apparatus. The transcript has 15 exons. The record is from RefSeq and is a predicted model, not a curated record. Gene Ontology annotation, molecular function: hydrolase activity; deacetylase activity; heparan sulfate N-sulfotransferase activity.
GGAGGUGUGGGAACUUCAGCAGAAACAAAACAUCUGUGUAAGCUGCAGAGCUCCAGCUAACAGAAACAGUGUCUCCUGUGUUUAGUUGAUCCUAGCCGAGAACAGCCCAUCAGCCCCGUCUUUAUUCGGAUUUUGGGCCGUGGAAACACCCCGUGGAUCAGUCGUCUCGGGGUCACGGCUGAAGCCCUCCCCCACGCUGGCGGAUUUGGUUGAGUCCAGGCCCCAGCAGAACCAAGAUGGCUUCCUGAGUACCGACGAGCCGAAGUUCACUUUUCCACAGUAAAUGCCGCAGCUGCUGGUGCCUCUGUGCCAUGGUCGGAUCACUAUCUGCGGACGAUAAAUACUGCAGGUGACAUCAAGAAUUUAAUCAAAAGAUCUGCAUUGCUGUCCAGGUGUCUUUUUGUGCAAUGUCCAGACUAGGUGUCCUGAGGAGGGUCAGCCCCAAAACACAGAUCACCAGCACUGAUGCUUCCACUGCUGACAGGCUACUCAGAUAUCUACAGAAGGACACACUCAUAUGUUGUGAUAUCUGCUUAAGUUCCUGAAGAACAGCUCAUCAAGAAGCAGGAACCCGAGACUAAACUUUGGACCUCAGGACCCCAACCAGUUUUCAGUCAGAGACCACCUGUGUUGGUGUUCAUUUUUAUUGACCCAUCUUACAUUUGACUGUUCAGUCCCCUUACACAUACCUUCCCAUCUCCCUUUAACUAAUUUGAGGAUAUUUUUUGCACCACUGAUCUAGAAGUAGAGAAGAGGUAAUGGAUGAUGCUGGCCAUGGUAACCUAGUGUAAAUGGCUAUUCUUCAGCACAUCCCGGUGCCAGUGUCUACUGCUCGAUCUUUCUCUUCCAUUCCCCUCUCCCUUUGCACCUACUUCCCCUAUCUGCUGUCCUUCCCUAUUCAUUGCUGCUUGCUAACCAGUCCUGCCUUUACCCUCCAAACACCAUGGUGGGUUCAGGCUUGGGUGUCUGGAAGCUAAUGCGAGGUGUCCGCCAGCUAGAGCUUCAUCGCCUCAUCCUGGCACUCAUCGUCUUCUGCUUGCUGUCCAUGGCCUUUUUAGCUUACUAUGUCUCCAACAGCCCCAAAAUCAAGGAGGCCCCUCCUUUACCCUUCAGCGACUGUGGUGGAGGUGGUGGGAUUUCACUGGGAUUGAGUACUGGGGCUGCUGGAGAAGGGCCAGGUGGUCAGAGGGCACCUCUUUUUCUUCCUCCACGCCAAGGACGACUACGUCAGGUGAAGGCAAUGGAUAAUUUGAGGACAGACCCUGUGGUUCUGGUGUUUGUAGAGAGUAUCUACUCCCAGCUGGGCCAGGAGAUUGUGGCCAUAUUGGAGUCAAGUCGCUUUCACUACCGGACAGAGAUUGCUCCUGGUAAAGGUGAUGUGCCCACAUUGACAGAACAUAACCGCGGACGCUAUAGUUUGAUUAUCUACGAAAAUGUGUUGAAAUAUGUCAAUCUCGACUCGUGGAACCGUGACUUACUGGACAAGUACUGUGCUGAGUAUGGAGUAGGUGUCAUUGGCUUCUUCAAAGCUAAUGAAAACUCUCCUUUCAGCGCACAGCUCAAAGGCUUCCCUCUCUUUCUACACUCACACUUGGGACUCAGGGACUACCGCAUCAAUCCCAGUGCUCCUCUACUCUACAUAACCAAGCCCAACCAAAUGGAGCAGGGCUUCUUACCAGGGGAUGAUUGGACCAUUUUCCAGUCAAACCAUUCUACCUAUGAGCCUGUGCUUCUAGCUAGAACCAAGUCCUCUGAGACACUGGCACAUUUUGGAUCCAGCCCUUUGCGUGCCCUUCAUGCCACAGUAGUCCAAGACUUGGGGCUCCAUGAUGGGAUUCAAAGAGUUCUCUUUGGAAAUAAUCUCAACUACUGGCUUCACAAGCUGGUUUUUGUUGAUGCUAUUGCCUACUUGACAGGGAAGAGAUUAUGUUUGUCCUUGGACCGUCACAUCCUGGUAGACGUGGACGACAUAUUUGUUGGCAAGGAGGGAACCCGUAUGAAGGUGUCUGAUGUGGAGGCUUUGCUCAACACACAAAACAAGCUGCGAGCACUGGUCCCUAAUUUCACUUUCAACUUGGGAUUUUCUGGAAAGUUCUAUCACACAGGCACUGAUGAAGAGGAUCGGGGAGAUGACAUGCUGCUGCAAUACAGGAUGGACUUCUGGUGGUUUCCUCACAUGUGGAGCCACAUGCAGCCUCACCUCUUCCAUAAUGUCAGCGUCCUGGCUGAGCAGAUGAGACUCAACAAGGUCUUUGCUCAGGAGCAUGGUAUCCCAACAGAUAUGGGCUAUGCAGUAGCUCCACACCAUUCUGGGGUUUACCCAGUUCACAGCCAGCUGUAUGAAGCCUGGAAGUCUGUGUGGGGAAUCAAGGUGACCAGCACAGAGGAAUACCCUCAUCUAAGGCCAGCUCGAUACCGACGUGGCUUCAUCCACAAUGGGAUCCAGGUAUUGCCCAGGCAGACUUGUGGUCUAUUCACCCAUACAAUCUUCUAUAAUGAAUACCCAGGAGGUUCUAAAGAGCUGGACAAGAGCAUCAGAGGAGGAGAACUCUUCCUCACCGUUCUCCUAAACCCUAUUAGUAUCUUCAUGACCCAUCUGUCUAACUAUGGCAACGAUCGUCUGGGUCUGUAUACGUUUGAGUCUUUGGUGAAGUUUGUGCAGUGCUGGACCAACCUCAGACUGCAGACGCUGCCCCCAGUCCAGCUCGCUGAGAAGUACUUCCAGAUCUUUCCUGAUGAGAGAGACCCUCUCUGGCAGAACCCUUGCCAUGACAAGAGACACAAAGAUAUCUGGUCUAAAGAAAAGACCUGUGACAGGUUGCCAAAGUUUCUCAUCAUUGGACCACAAAAAACAGGUACUACAGCACUUCAUUCAUUCCUGAGCAUCCAUCCAGCAAUCACCAGCUCCUUCCCCAGCCCCACCACCUUUGAGGAGAUCCAGUUCUUCAGUGGAGCAAACUAUCACAACGGCAUUGACUGGUACAUGGACUUCUUCCCAUUCCCUUCCAAUGUCAGCACAGACUUCAUGUUUGAAAAGAGUGCCAACUACUUUGACACAGAGGUAGCUCCCAAAAGAGCUGCUGCCCUGCUCCCCAGAGCCAAGAUCCUGGCAGUGCUCAUUAACCCGUCUGAUAGGGCUUAUUCCUGGUACCAGCACCAGAGGGCUCAUCAGGACCCUGUAGCCCUCAACCAUACUUUCCAUGAAGUGGUUACAGCAGACCCCUCGGCCCCCAGGGAUCUGCUCGCCCUUCAGAGACACUGCCUUAAUCCUGGGGCAUAUGCUAUCCACCUGGACCGCUGGCUGCAACAUUACCAACCCAGCCAGCUGCACAUUGUUGAUGGGGCCCUGCUGCGGUCCAACCCAGUAGUGGUGAUGGAGGGAAUACAGAGAUUCCUCGGUGUCACCCCCAUCUUCAACUACACCCAGGCUUUAAUGUAUGACGACAGCAAAGGUUUCUGGUGUCAGCGAGUGGAGGGAGGUCGGGCCAAAUGUCUGGGAAAGAGUAAAGGCAGAAAGUACCCAGAGAUGAGUUCUGAGUCGCGUGCCUUUCUUGCAGAGUAUUACCAUGAGCACAACAUGGAUCUGCUGCGUUUGCUGAGUCGGUUGGGUCAACCUUUGCCAUCCUGGCUUCGCCAAGAACUCCAGAGCACCAGCUGGAGCUGAGGCCACGAGCUCAGACACGCUGCAGAAAAGCUUGGACUCGAGUCUGUGGUUGAGCCUACAUUUGCUCUGGAUUAGACUGGACUACCUGAUCUGGAAUCGGCAGCAGCACGCACUAUAAAAGCUACAAUGUUUGAGCAGAUGUUCAGGGUGCCUCUGUUCCACGUACAAUAUGAGAUCUUUAAUGUGUUGGUCACUGUUUGAGAACGAUUCCAGCAGACUCCCUCCUCCUGACCUUUUGCCAGCCCACCAGGCAGCUUUUAGCCUCAAUCAGUGUGGUCAGUGGGGGUCGUGCUGUGGAUCUAGAGAAGCAGGUGAACGGCAGGUCCGGGGCAUCAAGAGCCGGUAGAUGGCCUUAAUGUGAGGAGAAAAGUUCAGUGUGUGUAAAUGUGAAGUGUAUAACUGGACACGGGACUAACAUGCACAGCCAUACAGACGCACACCUCCCACACAAAGAUGAUUUUAAAGCAGUCCAUUUUUAACAGUGCUUGUAUGUGUCGGGUUUGGGGGCAGGUGAGCUACUCCAGCGGUUCAGCCUUCAUCCCCAGUCUGUUAACAGGAGUAACAGGCAGGAAUGGGAUUCGGCUGACGACGGGUCCAUGUAAAUAUCAUGUUUUUACAUUUGGGUGUGACUGACAGCCAGGUGUGGUCCAUGCUGUGCCUGCCGCCACUAUCCUGUCAGCGAGCAGUCUUAUUAGGCUUCGUUUAGCCGAAGGGAAAUCUGAUCUCUGAAUGAUGGCAGUGUUUUCCAGCCUUGCAGCUAUUUUCCAGCUUUGUUUUCAGUUCGCAGAUCAUUUUCCUACAUCCUACAUGGCAUCCGUUUUUAAGGAUGUGCCAUCCAUGUUAAUGAAAACGAAGCAAACACUACUGAGUUGAGGUGGUUUCUUGGGCCUGGAUUGUUUGAGGUGCUAUACAAUAUUGUGACUCUAAAGGGUACAACAUCUGGAGUAAAGACUACCAGUGAACCAUCGUAAUGUUCUUUCAUUUAGUCUCUGUGGACAGCAGCUGGAAACUGAGCAUGUCUCCAUCAUCCCAACCUCAGCAGACACCAGUGAAGCUGGAAUAGCCUCAGGUCUGAGCUGGGCUGUGUGAUGGAGACGGUGUGUUUCUCCUAAAGCAUUAUUCUAGAGAUUUGGGAGCCACACGUUUUAACUUUAGAAUUCAAGGCUGCUAUAAGGAUUUUCUGUCUUUCAAACUUCACUUUAAGCCUCGCGCUUUUAUUGCGUCUCCGAGCUGUCGUGACCCUGAUGACAUCACGGCCGUCUGGGCAUGUCGAGUGAACUUUUCCGACUGGAAAUAUUAUAUUUGUCAUCACUUUUUUCCAUUUUAGCAGUGAUCAGUAAGAACACUGAUCCUGACAUGAUGCGGUAGCAAGGCAGAGCUGCUGACCACUGAUUAUAAGUGUGGGUUGUGUUUGACUGUGAGACAGCAAUAAACACCUCAGUAAGAGCAGCCUUGUUAGGGAACGGGGGGCACACACACACACAAACACACACACACACAAUUGGUGACAAAUUAAAGGAAAACUGGUAGUUAAACUGUGAGGGGCAUUUUGCUGGCAUGAUUUAUCUCCGCUUGGCCCUUAAAAGGAAACGGCACUUCAAAUCGAUACCAAAAUGUUCAGAGUGACCGCCUUUAUCCUUUGAAAUGUUUCUAUCCUAACGGUCUCUUCCAGAAUGACCGUGCCCCAGCACAGAGCGUGAGGGCUCGCUGAAAUGUUUCCGUAUGGACAUAAUGUGACUCACAUGCUGUGGAUAAUUCUGUGGUCAUUACUCCACUCACAACAGCCAUAGGACAAGAACAGAGACCGAGUCGCCGAGCAGACCUAUCAAACGUUUGUCUUUUCUGUUUAGCACAGCUGUCAAAACGACCAACAUUGUAUUGUCUCUUAAUAAACACAGAGAGACUGAAAUGAUUUCAGCUGUCUUUGUUUGGCCUCAAGAAAACCCCAUCAACCUCAUCCAGACGGCACCAACUUCAGCUCCAACUGCAGAUACACACCAGAUAAAAUACUGAAAGCAGUUUCAGUUUUUCAUCUGUGUUACUUGUACAAAAGCCUGAGUGUGAGCUUUGAUAAAGACCCACUGUGAAGCUUAAUCUACAUUAGAGGAAGUGUCGAGGCAUGAGGCUUUGGUGCAGUUUCACUGUUUGCCCUGCAUCCACAUGCACUGAAAAUUGAACUGCGUUUGACUGUAGGGGGCAGUAUAAUCUCGUGUCAGCCUCUUACUUUCUAGUUUAAGUUGGUACAGUAUGUAUAAACCUGAGGUACAUUUGAACAGCGCCCCCAAAAUACCUCUGUCUCCUUUUCCUAACCACUUUUCCUGGAUGAAAAUAUGUUGAGGUGAAAGAAAGGUGUUUGUAGGGGAAUUGAUCAGGACUGAUGGCUGAUUGGUGUAUAAUUUAUAGUACCUUAAAUGUGUCCAUUAGCAGAGGUAUUUGCCUAAAGAGAUGGGUUUUAACUACAAACAUGCUCCCUGCAGUCAGUGCGUCAGUCCAGUGCUGUACAAGUGGGUCAGAACAGGUAAGAGAGAGACAGCGACGUUCACCAGGAAUGGGAGAAGUAUGGGAAAAAAAACACCACCAAACCAGGAUUUACAGGUCUGUGGUGAUUUUUUUUAAUUUUAUUUUUGUAGAUCCUAUGAGUUAUUCAACUGGCCAACGCUGUUGCCAGUCUAUGCUUGUCCCGGUGCAUUGUGUUUUUAAAUGUGGUACCAGCCAUGAAGGAAACUAAUAAAAUCUUGACACCCUCCUGGGUCCCCUCUCUUUGUCGCGGUCAGGUGUUUUAUAGGUGUGUUUGGUUUCUAUUCAUUUAGAGCUGUGAAGUGAAGGCACGGGGUGACUCAGAAAGGCAAGCAGACAUCGUGCCACACCACAAACACACAAAAACCAUCUUCCAUUGUCUAAUGAGACAAAUUGGAUCAGAUUAAAACAGCAUUCAACACUUCACAUAAUGUAGAUGUUUAAGGUUGAACUCAUUUAAAUACUUUAUAUUCUGUUCAGUCUCCAGUAAUAACUCAUAUUCUAUCAUGUUUGUAGGGGUGGUCCUGGGACUUAUCUCUGGAAAAAACAGGCUUCCUCACGUUUAAAAUGUAUUAAUAAUGAAAAACCUUAGCUGAAUGAAACACCUGAGAUUCUGAGUCGAUCGA